This is a messenger RNA of Chelonoidis abingdonii (Abingdon island giant tortoise), 2883 nucleotides long. Lineage: Eukaryota; Metazoa; Chordata; Testudines; Testudinidae. The record is from RefSeq and is a predicted model, not a curated record.
AGAUUUCAAUCAGCUUUGUUCUUUCUGGUCACUUUUUGCCAAAAAGGCUAAAUCAAGGAUUUUUUAUUUAUUUAUUGUUCUUGAUUAGCAUUUCAUUUACAUUAAAAAAGCUUAACAGCUGUUGUGGUUGCACACUCCCGCAGGCACUCUUUGAAGCAAAAUUUAAAGAUAAAAAUGGCCUUUUAAAAAAUGCCAAUUUCAAGGCCAAGGAGAUACAAGUCAGGCUAUAAGAGAGGAGAAUAGAAAUGAAGAUACAAAUCCUCGAGGACACAAUAUUGUAAAGUGUUGAGCAUAUUUAACUCCCAUAGAAAUUAUUGACCUCACAGGAAGUUCUCAGCAGCACCGUGUAGGAUCUGGCAUAUACAGAGCAGAGACAGGAGGGUUGCUACUGAGUAUUUUGCAGCUUCCGUUCAAUUCAGGAGUUAAGAGAACUGAGCAUCUUGCAAGGAUGGGAGUGUGAGCGAGGCAUUCAUCUGAAGAACCUGUGAAUUCAGUCCCUGUUACCACUGAUCCUUGACUACAUGUGGAGCUCUGUUAACUUCAUUGGGCCCCUGCAUGCUCAUUGAAGUCCACCUAUGUGGAUGCAGUUCUAGGUUCACAGUUCAUUCCAUUAAGAGUUGAUCUUGUAAACAUUUAGAAUAUUCAGACCAAAUUAACUGAGGGCUUGUCAACACUUAAAAUGCUAUAGCGGUACAGCUGCACUGAUGCAGGUAUGCAGCUGUAGCUUCAGUGAAGGCACUACUUAUGCCGACAGGAGGGCUUCUCCCGUCAAGGAAAUGGCUCUUGAAGUUAAAUGAGACUGGAUAAAAAUUCAUGAAGCAGAGGCUGCUCUACAUGUGUUAAGACUAAAAUACCAGCAGAGUUUUUGAUGAGCCAGACUUGGUAGCUUGUCAUAAUGAAGAAAAUUAGUCUCAAAACAAUUCGCAAAUCCUUUAACUUAAAUAAAAGCAAAGAAGAAAGUGACUUUGUAGUGGUUCAGCAGCCAUCAUUAAGUGAAUUUGGAAAAGAUGACUCCUUGUUUGGCAGCUGCUAUAGUAAAGAUUUGGCUAGCUGUGAAGUUAACAGUGAAGAUGAAAAAGGUGGCAAAAAUAGAUCAAAAAGUGAAAGCAUAAUGGGUACUUUAAAAAGAAGGCUUUCAGCAAAACAAAAGCAGAAAGGGAAAGGCAGCACGCCAUCUGUAAGCUCUGCUGAUGACGAUACCUUUUCUUCCUCAUCUGCUCCAAUAACCUUUAAAGAUGUGAGAGCUCAAAGACCUCUAAGAUCCACAUCCCUCCGUAAUCACCAUUACAGUCCAACACCAUGGCCCCUUCGAUCGACAAACUCAGAAGAGACAUGUAUCAAAAUGGAAGUGAAAGUCAAGGCGUUGGUCCACUCCUCUAACCCAAGCCCAGCACUGAAUGGUGUUCGAAAGGACUUCCAUGACUUGCAGUCAGAUAGUGUGUUUCAAGAACAAAACAAUACAUUAAAAAGUACGGAAUCCCAGAAUGGGGACUUACAUCUUCAUAUUGAUGAACAUGUGCCUGUAGUUAUUGGACUAAUGCCUCAGGACUACAUUCAGUAUACUGUGCCUUUAGAUGAGGGAAUGUAUCCUUUGGAAGGAUCACGUAGUUACUGUCUAGAUAGUUCCUCACCCAUGGAAGUUUCAACUGUUUCUUCUCAAGUGGGCGGAAAUGCUUUUCAUGAAGAUGAGGGUCAGGUGGAUCAAGAUGUAGUUGUUGCUCCAGAUAUAUUUGUGGACCAGGCAGUGAAUGGUUUGUUGAUUGGUACCACAGGAGUCAUGUUGCAAAGCCCAAGAGUUAAUCACAGUGAUGUCCCUCCACUCUCACCAUUGCUACCUCCGAUUCAGAAUAAUCAAAUCCAAAGGAACUUUAAUGGACUGAAUGGCACAGAUGCCCAUGUGGCUGAAAGUAUGCGCUGCCAUUUGAAUUUUGAUCCUAACUCUGCCCCAGGAGUUGGAAGAGUUUAUGACUCUGUACAAAAUAGUGGUCCUAUGGUUGUGACGAGCCUCACAGAAGAACUGAAAAAACUUGCAAAACAAGGAUGGUACUGGGGCCCUAUUACACGUUGGGAGGCAGAGGGAAAACUGGCGAAUGUGCCUGAUGGUUCAUUUCUUGUUCGAGAUAGCUCUGAUGACCGUUAUCUUUUAAGCCUGAGUUUUCGCUCCCAUGGUAAAACCCUUCAUACUAGAAUUGAACAUUCAAAUGGUAGGUUUAGCUUUUAUGAACAACCGGAUGUGGAGGGACAUACUUCUAUUGUUGAUCUAAUUGAACAUUCAAUCAGGGACUCUGAAAAUGGAGCUUUUUGCUAUUCAAGGUCUCGAUUGCCUGGAUCUGCAACUUACCCAGUGAGACUGACAAACCCAGUAUCUCGGUUUAUGCAGGUGCGUUCAUUACAGUACCUGUGUCGUUUUGUUAUACGUCAGUAUACCAGAAUAGACCUGAUCCAGAAACUGCCUUUGCCAAACAAAAUGAAGGAUUAUUUACAAGAAAAGCACUACUGAAAGCUUAUGGGAAUCUUGCAUCUUGCACUUUGGGAACAAAAAAAAGAUUGAAAUACAGUUUACAAAUUUUCAUUGCUAUCAAAAUCUUUUGCUGCCAUAACAAUGUUUCAUUUUUGUGUGUAAAGGAGGGUAAUGCAUCUUUUUUGUUUGUUUAUGUUUGGUGUUUUUUGUUUGUUUGAGGGGGCUUUUUUUUUUUUUAAAGAAUGAUCACAAGAUUUUUAGAAGUGUGAAAUAGCUAUCUUUCAUCAAUGUGCAGAAAAUAAUCGCAAUGUGAAUGAUCAAAUUCUCCUUAAUUUCCCCAAGUGCUGCUAUCCACUGUGAUUUUUAUGCAUUGAGUGCAUUUCAUGUGUAUUCAACCAUAAGUAAAAGUGAAAUGAAACUUG